GUCACAUGUCUCCCGUUUACUCUACGACAUUUUUCUUCAACCGUUGACAUUGGACAAUCGCUGCUGCCGCAGCGUUAAUAGUUUUUUACUUCAGUUGAAACAUGAUGCAAUCAGCGGUCUCAAAAUUUCAUUUUCGAUAAAUAUUUAACAAACGCCGCGAUACGCGGCGCCGUUCGUGUUUGUGCGCGUGCACGAGUGGCGCGCUUGCGUCCUUCCGGUCACUUGCCAUCGUUUAGGCCGACCGGUGCGCCGACGCCGCAUUAUAAAUUCGACUUCCACCGAAACAUUUUGCGUUGACCAAACUUCUCGUCUAUUACAGUGUCCGCCCCUGCCAUCUAUUUUCAAUGUUUAAAUUUCGUUCAGCCUUCUCUACGAAUAACGAAUUCAACAAGUGUUGUUUUCGCUUGAGCAGAAGUACACAGAUACGUCGCCUUCUCGGCGCGCGUGUAGCCCGUUGAUUGUCAUUGAACUUGGUGAUAUCAGCUUUCACAUAUUAUUAUUUAUUCCAACACCAGUCGUUUAUUUUAUCUUCGUAUUUUAAUAAAACAUUGUUCCCGUACCUGUCAUUUUUCGACGUAUUGGUUUUUUGUCUGUCAGUUGUAUUUUUUUAAACGUAAUCGUUAAUCUGUCUGUGUUUCCUUCUUUCUGUUUUGAUUUUCGUUUUAAUUUAUUAAUUUUUAUACUGAUAUUUUGAUUUCCGCGUCUAUAUAUUCUUAACGUUUUCCACUUUUGCCGCUGACAUCAGUCGAACUCUACAACUACGACCAAUUGAAGCAACGCACAGCCGUCACACAUCCAAUCGAGAAGGAGCUGGAGAAACUUGAGUUGUUGUCAAAAGUGCUCUCAAAAAUUUUGGUAACAAUUAUUUACCAUGUUCUCGGUGGGCCUGAGCGGAGGUGGCGAUUCGAAUCCACAAAUAAAGUGCAAUAUAAUUCAACUGAUCAAGUUGUUUCCUACUGCAAGAUUUGAAUUACCGAUAGACGAGAUUAGGACUAGAUUUUCUCGCGUACCACCAGGUGUUGAUCCUACUAAAUAUUGUAGGGUUCUCAUUCAACCCAUUAUGGAUCCAAUCACCAAAAAAAAUAUUGGAUCAAUCAUAUUGCCUACGCAUCAGAUUUUUAAUAAUCCAAGUAUAUCAAUUACUCCUAGUUUACCGUUAGUGAAACAGCCGGCAAUAGCUUCUUCCAGCAGACCACCAUUGAAUGUACCUCCAAUUUCAAUUUUACCUGUGUCUUGUGAGUCAGACAAAUCUUCGCCAAAUAGUAAAGAAACUCAAAAAAAUGCUAAAAGAACUGCCCCAUAUCAAAUUUCUGAUCGGACAAUUAAAAAGCCUAGACUCUCUAUUACUAAGCCUACCAAACCUCGUAAAGAUUACAAUAAGCCUAUUAUAUCAAACCAAGUUGUAAAUCAUCAAAAUAUAAAGAAAAACGAUACAGUAGUUUCUAGUAUUAAUGCAGCUACAUGUAUCCCUUCAACAUCAAAUGCUGUUAUCCGAUCUUCUCAAGAGAUUGCUUGUGUGCAGUCUUCAAAAGAAGAAUUUCAAUUAUCAAAACCAGAAUUGAAUUGUAAAGAGGAUUCUUCUCAUUUAAAUGUUAAUAAAAAUGAGAAUGGAAUCUUAAUGAAGUAUUUCUGUAUUACGGACAAUCAGUGCAAGUUUGAUGGUGGUAUAGGCGAUAAAAGUGGAUUUACAAACUCAAACCAGGAAAUGAUUCGAAUACAGACUAAAAAUGAAAUUUAUGAGAUUACAAGAUCUAAGAUGAUGGAUGAAGUUCUCUUUGCUGUUGGUAUGGCCAUGAAAAAGACUGUUACUAAAGAAGAAUUAGAAACUCUAAAACAAAAUUCUAAUGUCUUACAAUCCCCUAAACUUGAUUGGUCUUCUGAUACAAAAAAUGUCACUGCAACUAGUUCUAAGACAAGCCCAGCUAAUCACAAUAAUAUUUCCAACUCAAAAAAUCAAUCCAAUCAAGUCAGUAUUAAUAAAUCACAGAAACAUACAAUCAACACACAUCAACCAUCUAAACAAACAGUUAAAAUUCCAAAUAUCACUAAACAACAAUCUGCUUCAUCAACUGUCUCUCCAAAAAUGCAACAUUCUACAAUUAAGCCAACUGAUAUAAGACAUAUUGUAACUAAUAAUCAAUUUAAUAAUACUUCUCUAAAACAAAUGGCUACAACAAAACAUAUUCAAACAUCAAAUAAACAGAAACUCAAUAGUAAACAGCUUCCCAUAGCAUCAAAACCCUCAAUAUCAACCCUAGUAACUCCUAAAAAGGUGGCCAGUUGUCAGAAUGUGAAACCAACAGUUACAUAUCAGUCACCAGUUAAAGAUGUAACUAAAUGUAUAAAGUGCAAAGUUGUAUCAGAGGAUGAAGUUUGCGCAGCAUGUCGUAUGGCUUCUCAUUUAAAAAAUGUUACAGUCACGAGGAUUGAAACACCUAGCACUUCAGCAAUUAUAGCUCCUGAGAAUCCUAUUAUUACCCCUAUAAGGCCUAUUGAUGUUCCUUCAAGUUCCACAAAUUCUGUAUCACCACAUGACUCAUCAGUCUUGAUUUUAUCAUCUGAUGAAGAAGAUGAUAAUUUGGAACCUAUUAUUACUAAAGUUGAGACAACAGAAACUUUAAAGAAACAUGUAGACAAAUUAACAUUGAAUCCUAAACUUUUGGAAGAUAGAUUAUGGCAGAAAGACUUGAGUGUUAAAGAUUAUUUUAAAAUUGAGGAGUGUUACUCUGUACACAUUGGUAGUUUUGAAACGAUUCCUGCAGUAAAUGGUGAUAUGUUAGUUUGCCUGCAUGGAAUACGUAUGGUGAUACGUAAUCUUGAAAGCGAACCAGUGACUAUUGAUUUACAAAUGGACAAUGUUGUGAAAAUUUUGGGUUCAUACGGAGAAAAACCUUUAAUUAUAAUUUAUACUGACCAAGUAGCUGCGGUUGGCAUUCAGUAUUUAUUAAAUAUGAAUGAAAACGAUAAAAACUACAUUUAUGAUCCACUUAGUAAAGAUGGCAUGCUAAAUAAAAUAGUUUGGUAUUUUAAUUUAAAAAGAAAUGAGUUAUCACAGUUAGAAAAAUUAUUGCUGAAAUUACCUAAAAAUAAGUAUGGACCUUUGACAGUAAAUCAAGCCAAUAAAAUACUUGGCUUAAAUAAAAAGACUGAUGAAGAGGCAAAAAAAUGUGAUAAAGAAGAACGGGAAAUAGCUGAUUCGAUGGUUGUAUUACUCGAAGAUAAAUUAAGUGAAAGAAUCCAUAAGAUCAAAGUAUUGGACUAUAAAAUGUUGAGUUCUGGCGAAUUUUUAAAUGAUAUUCUUAUGGAAUUUUAUAUGGAUUAUGUGUAUACUCAUGAACUAAGUGAGGAAAACAGAAAACGUUCAUGUAUCUUCAGUACAUACUUUUAUACGGCAUUAUCAAAAUCUAUUAAUCUAGCUGACUAUCGUCCAUCCUUAUCGCCGUCAAAGAUUAGACACGAAAGGGUAAAAAAAUGGACUAAACAUGUAGACAUAUUCAAAAAAGAUUUCAUUUUUAUACCAAUUAAUGAAAAUGCUCAUUGGUAUUUAGCAGUUAUAUGUUAUCCUUACUUAUCAGGUAAGGUUAACAAGGAUGACGGAACACCAGUAAAUAUACCUGAUGAUAAUAUUGGUCGAUAUCAACUGCCGCCAUAUGAGUCAACAAAUCCAGAUCGUAGUGAAGCUGAUCCUAAUGUUGAAGAUCUUUGGUUGUUUGAUCCGUGUUCAACUCAAAGCUAUGUAGAAAAGCAUGGAGUUAAUUAUGAAACUGAUGUGGCAAAUUAUUUAAAAAAUAGGCAUACACUUGUUAAACGGCCUUGCAUUUUGUUGUUUGAUUCUUUAUCUGGUGGUCUUUGCCGUGCUAGAGUCACAGCCACACUACGUGAUUGGUUGGAACAAGAAUAUAUCGCUAAAUACAAUGACGAAACCAAAAACUUUAGUCCUAAUAUUUUUAAAGCAUCUUUAGUUAAAGUACCUCAGCAACCUAAUUUUUAUGACUGUGGCCUUUUUGCCCUUUAUUUUUUUAAACUAUUUUUUGAAAAGCCGAUUGUAGAUUACACUUUUCCAAUUAGUCACUUAGAAAAUUGGUUCCAUCCUGAUGAUGUGUCUAAGAAUAACAUAAAAAGAAGAGAACUAAAUAAUCUUAUAUUGGCUAGGAUGAAAGAACGAGGAUCUGUUUUGCCUGUGGGUUUUAAAUUGCCAAUUCUCGAUUUAACUACCAUAAAGACGCUUAAUACAUCACAACAUCCUACAAAUCUUCAUAGAAUUACACAUCCAUCUGACAUAUCAAAUUCAAUAAACCUUUCAAAUCGUCAGAAUUCUUCAAAUUUUUCGUACCUGUCAAAUCGUCAUAAUUUAAACCCAGCUCACAAUCCUCCCAAACCUUCAACUUCUCAAAAUCAUCCAAAACAUCCAAAUCUUUCAUCUAAAUUUCAACAUUAUAUUAAUAGAAAUAAAAUGAGGCAUCAAAAUAACCAUCAUUAUUGUGAUGACGACAAUGAAGAUUCUGAUGAUGAUAGUAUUGAGAGUAUAGAUGAUGUUGAAAGACAAUAUGAUGAAAACAAUCUGUACGGUGAAGAAGAUGUUGACAGACAAUUUGAUGAAAAUGAUCAGUAUGAUGAAGAAGAACCAUAUGAAGAUCUUCAUAAUCAAGCAGAAUAUUUGGCUGAAAUGGCACAGAAUAUAGGACAUGAUGAUGACAGAGAAGAAGAUUUAGAACAUUUUGUCAAUGAACCUCCUUUUAAUGAAUUUCACCGUAAUAUGUUGCAUCCCAAUAAUGGAAAUGUACCUUAUGGUAAUAAUCUUCGUGCUGGACCAGGCAAUCAUAGAGGUGUUGCCCAUCCUAAUGAAAACUUUCAAUUACUUAGACCUGACAAUCAUGAUGUAGUAUACAAUAAUGACGAUGAAUAUGAUGAAAUUGUAGAUGAAGAUGACGAUGAAGAUGAAGUUGUAGAUGAAGAUAUAGAUGAAGAUAUAGAUGAAGAUGUAGAUGAAGAGGAUGAUGACGACGAAGGUGAUGAAUUUCAUCAUAAUCCUAACCAUAAUAGUGAUGAUGAUGAAGAUGACUACCCACAUGCGCCCAAUCCAAUAAUAAACCAUCACAGACAUGAUAUCCAUUUUAAUCAUAAUAGACGAUUAAAUUAAAUUGAAUGAAUUUUUAUGUUACAAUCUCAUUAAAUGUUAAGAUCAGUUUGACGUUAUUUAAAAUUGUAAAUAUUAUGAUAUAUUUGUAAGUAACAAAAUUACUUAUGUUAACAUAAUAAAAUACUGAAAUUUAUUAUUUAAAAAUAGAUAUUUGAUUUAUUAAUAUGUUCAUUCCAAUUUAUGUGCUUUAAAAGCAUAGUUUUAAAAAUAUAUUUUAUUUGAGUCAUCUAAAUUUGAUAUCCUUAUUUGGUUAGAAUUUGUUUGACAUCUAUGUUUAUGUGUAAAAAUCCAUGUGUAUUAAAAUGUU
Molecule: messenger RNA, 5447 nt
Organism: Diuraphis noxia (Russian wheat aphid)
Lineage: Eukaryota; Metazoa; Arthropoda; Insecta; Hemiptera; Aphididae
Biological process (GO): protein desumoylation; proteolysis
Cellular component (GO): cytoplasm; nucleus
Molecular function (GO): SUMO-specific endopeptidase activity
Source: RefSeq, a predicted model, not a curated record